This is a messenger RNA of Periophthalmus magnuspinnatus, 651 nucleotides long. RefSeq lists its product as uncharacterized. The coding region runs from base 1 to 633 and encodes 210 amino acids. The transcript has 5 exons. Lineage: Eukaryota; Metazoa; Chordata; Actinopteri; Gobiiformes; Gobiidae. The record is from RefSeq and is a predicted model, not a curated record.
AUGUCAGAUCCAAAAGUAACAAAGCCCAAGCUAGCGGACACAUCUAACAAACCCGGAGAGAGAGUUAAACCGCUAAAGGUAAGAGAAACAACCAGAGAAAGCGACUUAAACGUACCAUGCAGUGUCCGUGGGAACCGCACGGUGAGCUGCUCACGGCGUCCGCAGAGAGAGAGGUCAGACACGGCCCCGAAUACAUGUAAAGUCGCCCUAGGUUCCCAGAGGAGAACCAGAGCCGCCUCCACGGCUCCUAAACUCAUCACCCAGCGUUGUGAUGCAAAACCUGGAAACAAAAAGUCCAGAAUUUACGAUAAACAAACCACUGCCGAAACAAAAUGCAGCCAACAGAGGGCGCAAGGUCAGCACCAACUCCCAUCUACCAGUCACACAGUGUUCACAGUGAUAACCCCUGAUCCAAAGAAGAGGCUAAAGAUACAGAAAAAGGCAGAGGAGGAACUUAUCGCCUUAGAGGACCUACGAGUAUCAAAAACCACAACCUAUGUCUCCAUUAACCCCAGUACUGUGGGAGGUUGUCUCAGUUUGGAGGAGGUUCGACAAAGGCAGCAGCAGGAAAUGACACAGGCAAAGAGGAAACCCAAACAGAUAAAAGAGCAUUUGAUGGUCCCAACAAGAUAACGUCAACUCCAAGAUGAC